Molecule: messenger RNA, 1175 nt
Organism: Oryza sativa Japonica Group (Japanese rice)
Lineage: Eukaryota; Viridiplantae; Streptophyta; Magnoliopsida; Poales; Poaceae
Product: ethylene-responsive transcription factor ERF038
Biological process (GO): regulation of DNA-templated transcription
Molecular function (GO): DNA binding; DNA-binding transcription factor activity
Source: RefSeq, a predicted model, not a curated record
CAGAGGCACUCACUCGCUCACUCGCCGCAGACCGCACUUCCAUCGAUCUCUCUCCUCGCCACGGGCCACGGCCUUCUCCUAACGGGAGCCAUGGAAGCAGACGCGAGCCAUACACCCACCACCUCCUCCUCCGUCUCCGUCUCCUUCUCCUCCUCGUCGCUGUCCACUUCCUCCUCCACCUCCUCCCUCGUCGACAAUGGCGCGCAAGACCGGCCCAAGAGCUCCAAGCCCAAACACGCCGCCAAGAAGCGCAAGAGAGCGGCCGCGGAGGAACCUGCCAAUGCCGCCCACGGCGCAGGGGAGGAUACCAGCAGCUGCAGCACCGACGACAACGCGGCGGCGAGCGGCAAGGCGCAGGCGGGCGGCGGCGGCGGCGGCGUCGACAGCAGCAGCACCUGCACCGCCGCCUCGGCGCCGAGGAGCGGCUUCAAGCACCCGUCGUACCGCGGCGUGCGCCGCCGGAGCUGGGGGAAGUGGGUGUCGGAGAUCCGGGAGCCCCGCAAGAAGUCGCGCAUCUGGCUGGGUACCUUCCCCACCGCGGAGAUGGCGGCGCGCGCCCACGACGUGGCCGCGCUCGCCAUCAAGGGCCGGAACGCGCACCUCAACUUCCCGGACAGCGCCCACGAGCUGCCCCGCCCGGAGUCCACCUCCCCGGCAGACAUCCAGGCCGCCGCCGCCAAGGCUGCCGCCGAGGUGCGGUGCGAGGAGGAGUCGUCGCCGUCGUCGUCGCCCACCGCCGAGCAACCCGAGGAGGAAGCCGCCUGCCCUGACACGGUGCACGCCGACGGCGGCCAGGACAAUGCUCUCUUCGACCUACCCGACCUUCUUCUCGACCUACGGGACGGGCUCUGGUGGUCGCCGGUGUGGCCGGCGGCACUGGCGGCCGAGGAGUACGACGGCGGCGACGCCGUCGUGCUCAAUGAGCCACUCUUGUGGGCCGAGUAGCCAUUUUACCUUUCUGGGCUCAUGAAUAGGCUACAACGACAACUCUCAAGAAAGAAAGAAAAAAAAGGGAAAAAUGUUAUUACCGCUAUAUUUAGUAGUUACUGCUAUUGACAAAGUUUAGUCUAUGUUGUGCUUGAUUAGGCCAUGAAGCCUGUGUGCUUUGUGUACCAACAAUCAAAAAGAUCUCUCUACUAAUAGAAGUUAAUUAAUUCGAAGCAGAUUUUUUUUCA